Messenger RNA from Penicillium verrucosum, 1890 nucleotides. Its product is annotated as MAP7 domain-containing protein. Lineage: Eukaryota; Fungi; Ascomycota; Eurotiomycetes; Eurotiales; Aspergillaceae. Bases 1 to 1890 code for a protein of 629 amino acids. The transcript is spliced from 3 exons. The record is from RefSeq and is a predicted model, not a curated record.
AUGUCCACAGAAAUCGACGAGCUGCGGCGCCUUCUUGCAGAGGAGCAACGCCUUCGAAGAGAGGAUAGGGAGAACCUAACAGAGGAACAACGUCUUCGUGCAGAGGAACAACGUCUUCGUGCAGAGGAACAACGUCUUCGUGCAGAGGAGGAACGUCUUCGAAUGGGGGAGAGGGAGAGGACAUCCAAAACCAACCUACCCACAUUUCUCGAUGGUCUCCAUAACCACCUCUUCCUCGGCCUUGGAGUUCAGAAGGAUGGCACAAAAUCCACGCGUGGAGAUCCCGCAAAUGCGACCGAAAAACUUCGCCCUAGAAAACUCAAAGCUUGGGACUCUUUCCCGGAAGAACAAGAGCAUAUUUGGCGAUCGCUGAUGGAUUCAUCGCUUGUGGAAGACAGACUGUUCACUUCUCUUCAUACCCUAGAAGAAACGGGAGAAGGCAUUCGGCGGCAGCCCGUCGGCUCCGAGCUUGACCUUCACCACUUUCUUCGCCAGAAUAUUGAGGACCACGUUUCGAAAAUCAUCGAAGAGCUCUACAAUGAUCCAACACUACGACAAGUAUUUGGGUUGAGAGGGUCGAUCCGCUUUGAAAACCACUCUAAUACACUAAGCCCUGAGCGGGAACUUGAGGAGGGAAUGCAGAAUAUCGAUAUUCGUGCAACGCAUGACCCGAGAACCCCGCUUCCGGUACAAAGGCCUCGUGCUGAUCAAUUCUGCGUCUAUAACAUUCCUAGUCAAUCAUCCGAAUUGAUCCAUAGUAUUGCAGCCUAUGUCAAGGAGUAUAAGUCUCCGCAUAAGGUGACACUGGGCCAUAUUUAUAAAGGGCUAGAGGAUAUGGACCUCGAUAAAGUGGUUGAGAAAAAAGAACACGAGACCCUUAAAGAUCGGUGCCAUCGCGCGAUUGCUGCGCUUCUCGUACAGCCAUAUGACUAUAUGAUUCGCGCUGGCACGGAAAUGGGAGUUCUAAGUACUGGUGAAGCUGAUAUCUAUCUACGACUUGGGGAAGAUCCUAGGACGCUUUUGUACUACCUCUCUGUUCCAAAGGGAGAUGUUGGGGAGUUUACUGGCUGGGACCCCCAUUCGAGCGGCCCAAAUCGUCUGCAUUUAACCGCAGUAGGGCAGUCUCUCGCCUUUACCCUCCAGGCGCUCAAGUUACGGCCUCGGAACCAGGCUUGGAGGGAGCAAACAAGCAAGUCGUUGCCAAGGUGGAAAGUGGUUGUCGCAAAUGUUCUAGAUGGUAUCUCACCUAAGGAGGUCUCGUCCGAAUAUCGCCCUCCACAGUCGAAUGGACUUAUUCGAACGUCUCCGAUACAACUACGUCACAAGCGACAACCGAUCAUUAGUAGUUGCCAGCCAAUAGACGUACAAGGGAAUUCAGACCAUUCAGACGACAACCAACCUGACCCCGAUACACCGAGCCGGGCUCCGCGCAUUUCUCGUAACAUCGAACGGAGGCAUCCACCGCCGACUCAUCCAACAUCUACGCCAGCUACCCAAGGAUCAUCAGGAGAAAACAACCGGCGCUACUGCACUUUAAAGUGUCUACGCGGGUUGCUCUAUGGGGGUGAGCUAGAUCAGGCUUGCCCCAAUUUCCUUGAUCAUGGCACAACGCGUCAUGGCACAACGCGUCAUGUCAUAAACGCAAAAUCUUUCAUUAAGCUGUUGCGGCAUCAAUUGGCUAAGACUGUCAAUGCCGACUGUGAAGCACUGGGAAUACACGGUUCUCGUGGUGCUCUUUUAAAAGUUACGUUAUCCUCGCACGGAUAUACCGUGCCUGCAAAAUGCACCAUUCCAGAGUUCACGGACCGCCUUCGGCAUGAAGCUGCUCUACGACGGUAUCGCAUAUCUUACACAUAUGAUGCUAUUGAGUCCGGGUGGACAGCAUCCUAA